AAAUUGAUAACUCAGUGAUGAUUUAAUUUAUCACUUUAAACAGGGAGUUAAGAGCCUAAUAUAUGUCACUAUAGGAUCAGCUAAAUUUUUUUGUUACAUCCAUAAUAUAGGUUAUAAUAGGACAUCUUAAAAAGACGAAAAUACAUAAAUACAUAAAAUUUUAAAAGACAAUGUAUACUUAUAUGAUUUGAUAGAAAAAAGUUUGAAAGCAACGUUAGUAUAGUAGUCGUAUUUGUGAAAAUGCGAUUAUGUGGUAAACUCUCAACAUAUUUUAGGGAAAGGAUUUUAGAAGAAAUAUUUUCACAUUCUGCACGAUACACUUUCAUGUAUAAACUCAUGAGAAACAAUAUUUCUAUGAUUCUGGAAAAUAAAGCACUUCAUCUUUCUUUUUCUAAUAAAAGCAACCCUCUCGUCUGGUGGUUACUAGGCAACGCUCGCCGGACCAAACCAUCCCCAAGGUUUGGGGGGGGCAGAGUGUCGUUUUGAUUUUGCUCUAAGGAAAGUUGCUAGGGAUUCGUCCUGCGGCCGUCUUUGAGCAGGGCACAGCUGCUCAGCCUUAGAAGGAAACUUGGACUGAGUCGUGGGCGCUGCGAAACGCCAGGCACUGGCGCUAUCUCUGAGCGGGGUUAGUGUUUACAGCUACAAAAUGGACCUCUGAACCAGGGUGGUUGCUAGGCAACGCCCUGUCACCGUCGCCAUCUUUGAGUGUGGCCACGCUGUUUAUCAAUUACGAAUGUGAAACGUACUAAUCUAUAUGAUGAUUACUAGGCAACGGCCUUGAUGCGGUCACUACCUCCAAGCCCAGCACUUCGUUUUGUUUAUUAAAGAAAUAGAGGGAAACCCGUUCAAAAAGCGCCUACAAAACUUCGGAAAUAGAAUUAGCCUCCAUCUUUGUUCGGGGUAUUGUGACUUCCGGCUGGGGCGGAAGAGCCUAGCGGGAUUCGGGGGAAGUGCUGGAAUAGGGGUUAAGCGAUGGAUUUGAGUUGGAUGAAGAAAGCGGGAACCUAGUCCCCUUCCAAUCAGCUGCCCAUCUCGCCCUUUGGCGGCUUUGGACUGCAGCCCGAUUUAGUGUGACUACGGGCAUGCUACAAGGCGGGCACUGACUGUCCCCACGAGGGGACUGGAAGGCGGGUUUCCAGAUGGGGGAGGAGGGGACCGAGGGCAUGGUACAUCUGCUAUGCCUCGCGGCAUCCAGCGGGGUACCCUUGUUUUGCAGGAGCAGCCGCGGCGGCGCCCCCGCCCGCCAACAGCUCCCAUUCUCUGUCAUCGGUUCCCUCAAUGGAGUUCACAUGUUUGGGCAGAACCUCGAGGUGCAGCUGAGCUCUGCGAGGACAGAGGACACAACCGUGGUGUGGAAAAGUUUCCAUGACAGCAUCACGCUCAUUGUUCUGUCAUCCGAAGAGGGCACCUCGGAGCUGAGGCUGGAGAGACUACUCCAGAUGGUGUUUGGGGCGAUGGUUCUUCUUGUGGGACUUGAAGAACUAACCAAUAUCCGCAACAUAGAGAGACUGAAGAAGGAGCUGAGGGCCAGUUACCGCCUCAUCGACAGCUUCCUGGGGAACUCAGAGCUCAUCGGGGACCUGACCCAGUGUGUGGACUGUGUGGUUCCUCCAGAGGGGUCCCUGCUGCAGGAAGCCCUCUCUGGGUUUGCCGAGGCCGUGGGCACGGCCUUCGUCAGCCUGGUCGUGUCCGGCCGAGUGGUGGCAGCAACAGAGAGCUGGUGGCGGCUGGGGAUGCCGGAGGCUGUGCUGCUCCUCUGGCUGGUGGGGUCCCUGCCGCCGCAGGCCGCUCGCGACUACCCGGUGUACCUGCCGCACGGGAGCCCGAUGGUUCCUCACCGGCUUCUGACCCUGACGCUCCUUCCGGGCUUGGAGCUGUGUCUGCUCUGCGGGCCGCGCCCUCCCCUCAGCCAGCUGGAUGCACAGCUUCUGGAGCGCUGGUGGCAGCCGCUGCUGGACCCGCUGCGGGCCUGCCUGCCGCUGGGACCCCGAGCGCUGCCCGGGGGCUUCCCCCUGCACGCGGACAUCCUCGGGCUGCUGCUCCUCCACCUGGAACUGAAACGUUGCCUCUUCACUGUGGAGCUGUCGGGGGAUAAAGAACCAUCUCCUGGGCAGCGGCGGCGCCUCCUCCGCUCCUUCUACACCCUGGUCACUGCCACGUACUUCCCACCAGAGCCCGGGCAGCCAGAGAAGGUGGAGGAGGCGGUCCACCGGGCCCAGGUGCCGAGAGCCUGCUACCUGGUGUCGGGGCCUGAGGAGCCGGGCAUCGGAUGGCGGCUGGUGGCCCUGCAGUUGGGGCCACGGCGGCUGCUGCUGCUGCUGUCUGCUCAGAGUCCCACGCACGGGCUUCGGGGCCUGGCCACCCACACCCUGCAUGCCCUCACCCCGCUCCUCUGAGCGCCAGACACAGACACGCACACGGGGCUAUUAGCGUCUCUCUGUUUAUUCGCUCACAAUAAUACACAGCCCCUGGAUGGGGAGGGGGCAGGAGGGGCUACCGGGGGGUGGGGUGGGAGGGGAGGAGGUGCCCACUUCCCUGGCCCCUCUCCCCUCUGUGCUUCGGGGGGGGGGGAAGGGAGGAAGGGGGCUCCCCCUUACCCCCCAGAAUGUAAACAGCAGCAGAUGAACAAAAAUAAAAAUACAAAAGGCCAGAG
Sus scrofa (pig) is the source of this 2653-nucleotide messenger RNA. RefSeq names its product fuzzy planar cell polarity protein (gene FUZ). The record is from RefSeq and is a predicted model, not a curated record. Lineage: Eukaryota; Metazoa; Chordata; Mammalia; Artiodactyla; Suidae. Gene Ontology annotation, biological process: non-motile cilium assembly; vesicle-mediated transport.